Molecule: messenger RNA, 8438 nt
Organism: Venturia canescens
Lineage: Eukaryota; Metazoa; Arthropoda; Insecta; Hymenoptera; Ichneumonidae
Gene: Neurl4
Product: neuralized E3 ubiquitin protein ligase 4
Exons: 16
Coding region: 226-5481 (1751 amino acids)
Molecular function (GO): ubiquitin protein ligase activity
Source: RefSeq, a predicted model, not a curated record
CGCAACAUCAAUAGCUUUUCAGCUGUUUCGUGCAGACGAUGGUCCGGUACGCGGUGACACCCACACGCUCCACUCUCGUGAACUGUUUUUUUACGGAAACGGGUAUAUGUCGGGGUGAAAAAAUAAACGUCUCAAAAUACACAACAACAACAACAACAACAACAACAAUUAAAAUAAUAACAAUCACAACGAGUACGCUAGAAAAUAAAAAUACAUAUAUCCGCGAUGUUUUAUCGAAGAUGCGGUGGUCGUAUUAAUCUGAUAAACAACAAUUGCACGGCCCAGAGAAAUUUCUCAACAGACGAUUUUGAUUACGGACGUGUUUUGAGUGCCGAACCGCUCAACGAUGAUGAGAUUUUCGAAGUACGAAUCGACAAAAAGAUUGCCUCCAGUAGCGGCAGUGUAGAAAUUGGAAUAACAACCAACGACCCAGAGUCUAUGGAAUUGCCUCCAUGGGCAAUAAACCUUCGACCGGAUUCUUGGAUGAUGACCGGUUCAGGGGUCGUUCAUGAUUUGGAUCCUGUAACAGAUCCGUGUUAUGGAGCUCAUUCGACUUUGCUCGAAGAAGGAAACACACUUGGUGUAAUGAGAACGUCCAAUCAUGAACUGGUUUUUUUCAUCAACGGUGAAUCACAAGGUGUAGCAGCUACGAAUAUUCCAUCGCGAGUGUUUGCGGUUGUGGAUAUGUACGGUAAUAUCGUUCAAGUUACAAUAACGCGACCGAGACGAACGUUGGUUACGAACGAGCUGAAAGAUGAAAUUGAGAUAAACAAUGAUUUUCCAAUGGGCGAACCCUCGAAUUCCUCAUCAACGAAUGUAGUCGCCAAUCUGAAUGUCAAUCUUAACGUAAAUAUGAAUGUCAACCUACCAAAAAAUCCAAGUAUCGCUGCAAUCCGGGAGGAUCGAUUGAGGUUUCAUGAGAGGGUCGGCACUCUUGUUAAGUUGUCGAACAAUGCUAGAACCGCUGAGAGAAGGAGACCUCUUGAUGAAUUCAAUAACGGUGUGGUUAUGACUCACAGACCUCUGCGGGACAAUGAACUAUUUGAGAUCCGCAUAGACAGACUCGUUGAUAAAUGGUCCGGGAGUAUUGAAGUUGGCGUGACGAGUCACAGUCCAACGGCCCUGGAAUUUCCAGCUACGAUGACGAAUAUGCGAUCCGGUACAACAAUGAUGUCCGGAUGCGGAAUACUCACGAAUGGCAAGGGUAUACAGAGAGAAUACGGCGAAAUAAAUCUCGAUGAACUCAGGGAAGGAGACAGAGUAGGAAUGAUACGAAGAAGCAAUGGAAACCUUCAUUACUUAAUAAACGGUUUGGAUCAAGGUGUAGCUGCGAAAGUACCGGGUGGUGUUUACGGUGUCGUUGAACUUUACGGUAUGACAGUAAAAGUCACGAUAGUCGACCGGGACGAGAGGGAAGAACAAAAUUUGAUAACGAGACGAAACACGUUGCAUCUGCAAGGCCUCGAAGAAGUCGGAGAUGACGAGCCACUCGACAGACUGACUUUUCAUCCAUGUUGCGGUACACACGCUGAUGUUAUUAAUAAUGGAAGAACUGCCCAUCGGCCUAAUGCUAUGGACGAUUUCAACAACGGUGUAGUCUUGACGAUGAGGCCUCUGAGACCGAACGAGUUGUUUGAAGUGAGACUCGAUAAAAUUGUUACGAAAUGGGCUGGCUCGAUUGAAAUCGGUGUCACCACUCAUUCGCCAACCGAAUUAGAAUUUCCAUUCACGAUGACUAACGUGAGAUCGGGGACAUGGAUAAUGACAGGAAAUGGAGUGAUGCACAAUGGAACCACGAUAAUCGAGCAGUACGGUCAGAAUCUCGAUAGACUUCAGGUCGGUGAUCGCGUUGGCGUUAUGAGAAAGGAUAACGCGACAGUGCACUUUUUUGUGAAUGGGGCUGAUCAGGGAGCGGCUGCCGUCGGCGUUCCUGAGAGGGUUUACGGCGUCAUAGAUCUUUAUGGCCAGGCAACUCAAGCUUCUAUUGUCGACAAUUCCGAUUUUUACAGUCCUACUACAAACAAUUCCAGCUUUAGUAACACUACGUUGUAUAGUGAUUUACGUUUUCACCACGUACACGGGAAACACGCGAGAAUAACGAACAAUGGAUUGACGGCUUCGAGAAUACGGGCGCUCGGUGAAUUCAACGAAGCGAUAGUGAUAGCGAACAGAGCUCUACGAGACGGUGAAUUGUUCGAAGUGUCAAUCGAUAAAAUGGUUGGACGUUGGUCAGGUGCGAUAGAAGCUGGUGUGACAGCGAUAAGACCCGAUGAAUUGGAGUUUCCCUCGACCAUGACGGACAUCGAUCACGAUACUUGGAUGCUUUCGGGCUCAACUGUUAUGCGAGACGGCGUUACGUUGCGCAAUCAUUAUGCCUGUGACUUGGACAAACUGACCGAGGGCAAUAGAAUUGGCAUGAUGCGUUGUGCUGAUUCGAGUCUACAUUAUUAUCUCGAUGGCGUCGAUCAAGGAGCUGCAUGUACAGGAUUACCCCCUCACGUUUAUCCCGUCAUCGAUUUAUAUGCGCAAUGUGCUCAGGUAACAAUUAUUCUACCGGAACGAAGAGACACAAUGACACAACAGUACGUCCCAUCGGAAAACAGCAUGAGUCAACAACCAACAUCGGUCUUACAACCGCAGCCUCAGACCGAAAUAAUUCACAAGUUUCAUCAAUCCGCCGGUCUUUAUUUGCUAUUGAACAGCGACCGAUUUAUCGCGGCUCGAUGCAAAACGAGCAACAGCGCAAUUCUAGUGAGCGAACUCCCUCUCGAGAACAAUGAAUUAAUUGAGGUGUCGAUCGAAGAAAUUGCGCCUGAAUGGAGCGGCUCUUUGAGAGUUGGAGUUUUGAGCAACGAGACUGGCAACUGGUUUACCUCAAUGGGCCUUGUACCUGGAAUGACGAGCAUUCCAUCUGAAGCUUGGUACUUGACAGGAAACGAGGUACGUCACAAAGGCGACGUACUCUGCUCCAAUUAUUGCCCAAAUUUGGAUUGGCUCCGCGAGGACGAUAAAAUCGGUCUAAAACGUACCCACGAAGGGAAUCUCAAGUUCUACAUAAAUGGAGAAGAUAUGGGUGUCGCUGCAACCAAUGUCCCCGAAAUGGUACAUGCCAUCGUCGAGCUUUACGGCAGUAGUAUUGCCGUUUGUAUAACGAGCAGUAAACAACAGAGCUCAGUAAUAUCGCCAAACGCGAGUCUUCGGCUGCAGGACUCGCUUGAACUUCUGUUGGAUCCGAUGCCACCCACGAUUAGGAACGAUACCGGAGUUGAUACUUCGAUAGAUGGAUCUGAAGCGAAACUCCUGAACGAGAUUGCUCUCACACCUACACAACCGAUCAGCUCAUCCACCGGGGACAUAGACUGGGGUUAUGAAUUCCACGAGAAUCAUGGAAGGAAUGUAGAAUUGGAGAAAAAAACAACCGCUCGAAGAGUCGCGAGCUACAACCAAGGGGUUUUAAUGUCGAGCAGACCGUUGAUAAAAGGCAAAAUAUUUCAAGUGAAAGUUGAUAAAGUAACGGACCGUUGGGUGUCCGGUGUUUUGUGCGGAGUAACUUGUAUAUCGCCGGAAAAAGCGAGUUUCCCAUUGACUGCACUCGGUUUCAAGAAACACUCGUGGAUCAUAUGCAGCGAUUGGAUGUCUCACAACGGGACAAAGAUAAAGACGCGUUAUGGAGCGAAUUUAGAAAAUUUGCAAGCCGGCUGUACAGUUGGUCUGUUGAUCGACGAGGAAUCGCGUUUGCACCUGUAUAUAAAUGGGGUGGAUCAAGGAGUGGCAGCGACGGAUUUGCCAGCGUACGUGUACGCAGUGAUAGACCUUUACGGUCAGUGCGAACAGAUAUCGAUAGUGGGUCCAACGGUCGAAGCAACAUUUAUGAGCAACGAUGCAAUAAACAUGGCGAUAGCAGGCUCGCAGGAUCGCACCGAAGUUGAGAUCGAGGACGUUGAAAAUUCUCGUGAAAAAGCUGAUUUGGAAUGUCACGAGAAGGAAAACGUAGCUCCGACGAUACCGUCAUCUUUGAAUUUGAACGUACCGAGUCGAAGUAACGACGAUACCAACAUGGUUGGCCAAACGGAGAUAACGAACAGUCCGCAGACCUCCCACGGGUGUAAUAAUCUUCUGAACAACGUUUUACAGGGUAAAGCAAUGUCGAGCAGUAUACAAUCGGACAGUAACAAUUCCGACACCGGAUCGGAACUAAGCAGCGACCCAACGCGGGUGGGUCUGAUGAGUUGUUCCAAACUGAGGAAUCAACAUACCGCCGGAACGAUAAACGUCGCGAACGAUAGUAACACCAUGUCUAAUAACGAGGUGGAGAACGAGGAGAUACGCCGUAACGAAUGUACAAACGUAGAGAUAAACAAUGCAACGAAUAUCAAUAUUAGAAAUGGCUCUGUCGCAACGUCCAGCAAUAUGACUAAUCUUAAUACAGCUAUUAAUUCGACAAAUGCGAACAACGCGAUCAACGAGAGCAUCGCUUCGAACAGCCAAUUGAACAACAUGACAGCUUCGAACUCGAAUCCGAAUAAUUUGUCUACGAAUAUUCUCAAUAUAUCGCAGGAUAAUUCAUCACAGUGUCACAAUGUAGCGUCUAACAUCGUUAACAACAUGACCUCGAGCGUGCCGAACAAUAUGACCUCCAGCUUACCGAAUAACGUAUCGUCCAGCUCGCAAGAUACUCAAACCGGCUCCAACCGACAAUGUUCCAUUACGAACAAUUGUAACAGCAUCGUCGUCCUAGCACCCAAUCAGAACCUCCCCAGUCCAAGCCCGCAAAACAACGGAUCUUUGGUUGGAUCCCUGAGACUAAACUCGCUGCCGUCCACGCCCAUCGGUACUUCCACCGUACCAUCCAAAAAAUGUGAAUAUCUCAAAGCUUGCAUGAGAUUAAAAAAGUCACUCGUCCUACCCGAUGAAUUUUUCUCCCACGACGAAGUCAUCUGUUACUGCAACUCCUGCUAUAAACUCGAGGCUGAUAACGCUAUUUGUAAAAAAGGCGAACCGCCCGCCGAAUUCGCCGUUCCGGUCGGUUGGGCCAGAUUUCCGCUCAAACCUAGCAUCAAUGCUAAUCAGUAUCCUCAAAGCACCACUGACAAGUGGCACGUCGCUUUCUAUGGAACACGAUUGGAUUCUAUUAGGUGGAUCCUCGAUCGAGGGGAACUCUUGACGAAGGAGCAAUUGGAUACGAGCAAUUUAACAACGAUUAUAAACACCGAGGAUCAGAAUCCUCAAGUUGUUUUUUCACCAAACAUUAAGUAUGCGGCAUCCGUUGAAAGUACAAGGAAGUAUCCCUACAUCGAUACACAAUCGAACAGAAAAUUGAAUGCCUCGACAGCAUUUCAAUUGCUAGUGCGACCAGGCUCGUACACGAUGGGACCAGCGAAGGACGCGACGGAUUCUCAGUUGGAAACUACCGAGUGGGCGACAAAAGAAGGGGGAGCAACGGUUAUCGUCGCUCUUCUAAUAAGUCUCGACGAUUUUUAAAUACUCAAUGAUCGAAUAUCAUUUCUCUCAUCGUAUUAUGCAACUGGACUAAACGAAUCUCUGAGGAACGUCCUCAAAUCCAAUUGGAAAAAGCCUCAUUCACCCCGACUUCUAAAAAAAAUUAAAUAAUACCGAGCAGACACACAAGUAUAAUAUGUACGCUACAUAUACGUUCGGGACGUUCAAUGUCACAUUGAUCUUCUCGAAACCUGACUUUUUUCAGUUGUGCCAAUAUUUCGUAUGCUUCUCGGUACAGGAAAUGAGUACACACGCAGGGUCAGGCUUUCAGUAGUGUGAAAGUGACGUGAGCUGUCCCGUAAGCAUAUUCAUAAUUUCAUAUAAAUUUAUCUUUCACCACAAAUGAGUUUAAGAGAUCAGACCACUCGGAAGCAAAAAAAAUCGGGAGAUUUUAGACUACGUUUUUAACGAAAUUAUGGAAGCCGACUUCUCAGCUAGUGCUUAGUGAAACUAUGAAUGAACAAAAAAAAUUGCUGGCAACUGCAAACCUAAAUUUUUUAGAUUCUGAGAAAACAUGAUAACAUUUGUUACAUUUAGUCUCCUCCAAAUAUUCUCAUACAGAAUCGAAAGAAAUUAUGGUUUUUUUUUCUUGCUUGAAAACGUAGGCUGCGGAGCCUUCAGGAAAAAAUAUUGUUACAGGACGAAUGCUAGACCGUUUUAUUUCAUACGAAUUCUAGUAAAUUUUUUUCUUUCGACAAUAAUCGCGCUAUUCACGAAACGUCGACUCAUUCCAAAAUUUCAUGAAAAUGAAAUUGUUGAGAUACGCCGAUCCAUCUCGCUUCAAAGUGGCGUACGUCUUCAAUGAUAAAAACCAUGUUCGAAAUAAUGUAAAUUGCACACAUAAAAUUAAGGUUCUGCUUCGGUAAAGGAAAGAAAAUCAUUAGUCCUGAUAAAAAGCGCUUUCUCUCGUCGUCACAUAGCCGAGAUAAUUUAUCAAUUGCGAUAAAUGCUUUCACACAGGCGUAGUUUCGUAUUAAAGGUACGAGCAAUAAAAAACAGGUCAACGCAAAAUGUAAUCCGUGAGAGCUUUAAAAAUUCAGAGUUAAAAGUUCGCUUUGAACUUGAAAAACAUCAAACAGAACAAUAUCCAACGACUUUCUCAUAUUUUUGUAGUUGGAUAACAAAAUUUCGUCCUUAAUAUGUUUAUCGUUUCGCUGAAAAGAUCAAAAGAAAUGAAGGAACAAAAAAUGAGGAAGAAAAAAACACGAUUUUCAAUAUUGUAUAUAUACAAACGUCCUUUGCGAGAAAAAGAAAGAGAGCAAGUGAAAAAGAAAAACAAAAGAGAGAACGUUGUAAACGUACGGGAUUAUAAAUUUAUACGCAUUUUCUGUGAUACUUUUAUUACAGCGUGUAUGCAUCGUUUUAUGAUAAGAGCGUGGCAUGGCGUUGUACAUGUAUCUGUCCAAUGCUGUAUUUACGUACUUUGUGUAGGCAUGAUAUAACGUACAAUUCGAUUAUCUCUCGAUAUAUAUAUUUCUAUAUAUAUAUAUAUAUAUUUUUUCCACUUUUUAUGUUGCAUCUUCGUUGCACGUGGCGAUUGAUAUUCCUCGAAUCGCAAGAUUUCAUUUCGUAAAGAAAAGAUCAAACCCAUACACGGACUCGUUCAUUCCGUUUUUGUAAAUAUAAUUAUUUCUAGUCAUUAAAUUAACGUUAUACAUUGCCAAACAACGUCCUUGCCGUCGUACCUCGUGAAAAAAGACAGAAUGAGAUCACUGAUGUUAUGAUAAAAUUUGUUCCCCCGACGCUUGUGUUUUGUGGAGCCAGCACAUUCAGUUGCAGAGAAAACUCAAAGAUUUUCGGCACUGCAUUAUUUCGCGAUCGAAUUAAGUUUUUUAGCGUUUGCUGUGUUACUCGAAUCUGCGGUUACUAUUAACGCGAGUCAUUUCGUCUGAACUUCAUAACAGGAAUGAAAUAACGAAUGACGUAACUGCAGCUUCGUUUUUCGUCUGAUUCGAGAAUUUCGUUCUGCUGGCUUACGAAUUUAAGAAAAAUUUCAUUUUACGGAUAAAAAUUUUCGAUGACUCUUAUGUUUACGAGAAAGGCGUUAGCGAAAAGAGUGAAACGAUGAAAAAUACGAUUGAAUUGGUUUAUUCUCAAUGUCCAGAACGGUUCGUCGAGUGAUUGGCAAAGUGAUGUAUAUAGCGAGAAUUGGUGGAUUUUCAAGAAACCAUAAAAAGUAAAAAAACUGACGAAAUUGCAGAAAAUUAGCAAAAUAAUUGAUAACAAAAGAAACUCAAAUUCUGAAGUACUUCUGCCUACAUAUUAAUAGUCAAAUUCGAUGUGCUCAUUGAGCCAGACUCGAUAGUUUCCGUACUAAAUCAGAACGGCACACUUCGUAGCGUAUCUAGAAAUCGCAAAUUAUUCAGCACUCGAAUACUUGGCACUUUUUCGUCGAUAAAAUCAUCGCAGAACCUCUACGUUCCAUCGUAUCGAGAGGGUUUUUCGGUUCGAAGGAUCGAGGGAGGAACUGCGACUUAGGAACAUUGAAAUUUGUAAUUAGCAUGAAUUGGUGAAUCUGAGGGGAGCUUAAAAAUGGGUUAUUGAGGCCUGAUCAAAGGUGAUUGAUUAUUAUCAUUCGUCGUAUUCAUCGUAGCUCAGAAACGAUCGUUAAAUUAUACGCAAUUCGUACUCCAUCAUUAUCAUUAAUAUUAUUAUUGUUACGAAGUAUGACACGCGUUAUUUAUGAUUUACAUAGAAUUAUAGUGCGAGGUACAGUAAUGUACGACGUUGAAAAAUACAAACGGGCACAUCAAAAUAGCCGACGAGAUCUCCCUUCUGUAUAGCUCGUUUCAUUAGCUCGCUUUAUCGCGCGACACUCGCGUAAGCUCUUAACGUAAAAAUUGAAGUAACGAAUAAUUAAAUUAAAGCGAAAACGUCGAUUAACUACGACGGUGCACUAUAAAUUAAGGAAUAAAACAAAAAUCAUUGCAUUAAUCACA